Molecule: messenger RNA, 511 nt
Organism: Solanum stenotomum
Lineage: Eukaryota; Viridiplantae; Streptophyta; Magnoliopsida; Solanales; Solanaceae
Product: 14 kDa proline-rich protein DC2.15-like
Exons: 1
Coding region: 69-488 (139 amino acids)
Source: RefSeq, a predicted model, not a curated record
AAUUUCAUUAUGCCCUAAACCUCAUAAACAUAGUAGCAAUACAAAACAUAAGUUAGCUCUACUUUGUCAUGGAUUCAAAGAGAUACUUAGUUACUCUCUUUUUGUUCUUCAACAUUCUUUUCUUUAACCUUGUAAGUGGUUGCUGGACUGGUUGUCCCAAUCCACCAAUUCCUAAACCAAACCCUAACCCUAACCCUUACCCGAACCCGAACCCAAGCCCAUCCAAGGGACAUUGCCCUAGGGAUGCCCUAAAACUAGGUGUAUGUGCCAACGUGUUGAACGGUCCGGUCGGAGCGGUCAUUGGGACCCCACCCGACCCGCAUUGUUGUAUGGUAUUAGGUGGACUUUUGGAUCUUGAAGCUGCUAUUUGUCUUUGCACUGCAUUGAAAGCUAAUAUUCUUGGAAUUAACAUUAAUAUUCCAAUUGCACUAAGCUUGCUUAUUAAUACUUGUGGAAAAACACUCCCAUCUGAUUUCAUUUGUGCCUAAUAAGCUACAAAUGUUUCUCUUUU